Molecule: messenger RNA, 8678 nt
Organism: Trachymyrmex septentrionalis
Lineage: Eukaryota; Metazoa; Arthropoda; Insecta; Hymenoptera; Formicidae
Gene: chb
Product: CLIP-associating protein 1-A
Exons: 26
Coding region: 569-4936 (1455 amino acids)
Biological process (GO): mitotic spindle assembly
Cellular component (GO): mitotic spindle; microtubule organizing center; spindle microtubule
Molecular function (GO): microtubule binding
Source: RefSeq, a predicted model, not a curated record
UGGCGUCGCGUGCACGGUGCCGAUGAUCCCUCGUUUCGCCGCGUUCGUGUUCGGGUAGUUGCGGUGUGUACGGACUACGGCGUCCGACGGAGCGUCUUAACGACAACGACGACGGAUAUUAAUUGGCGUGUAGUGUGUGUAAUACGAGAAUCGCUCGUUGAGUAAUCAGAUCAUUCGCUUGGCGGUCGUGCCGCACGUACGAACGUUACGGCGAACGGCGGUGGCGGCGGCAACGACGACGACGACAACGACGACGAGUGUCGCAGUGACGGUGAUUAAAUCGUGCAGACUUCGUCGAUACCGGCGGACUCGCGAUAAUCCUCCUGUUGUUUCCUUCUCGCCGUGAGAACCGACCUCAUCUCCGUUGGCAUGACGAAGGACGCGAUAUCUCCGUUUUCCGCGGCGAGGUAAUGUGUGUUGACGUGCGCGAGUGAUACCUCUCCGCGUAUCGUCCCUGUCCCGCCUUGCGAUCGAGGGACAACCGGCGGGUGAGAUCGUCUACAGGAGGCGGCGACGUGAACGACGACGUGACGGGGCGACGUGCGACGUCUAGCAUCUCCGCCCGACCAUGGCGGUGAAUCCGCGUGAUAUGGACGGCUUCAUGCCGCUCCUGUCAACGACGGAUAUCAAGAAGAAGCUCAACGUCGGCACCGCGCUGCUCAAUUUCCUCGGCGACUUGAGCAAGAGCAUCGAGUGCCAGGACAUCGGCAUGUUUAUCGACAACAUUAUUCCCUGGCUCGGCAACGGUAAUCCCAAGGUUGUCCAGAAUGGUUUAGAGAUCCUCACGUAUCUCGCAGAUCGGAUGGGUCACGACUUCAAACCUUACAUCUCCACCACCAUCCAGCCGACGAUAGACAGGCUAGGUGACAGUAAAGAUGCUACCAGAGAGAAGGCGCAACUGGUGCUCCUGAAAAUUAUGGAAAAGGGAUGCAUGUCGCCUCAGAAUCUUCUGGAUAGACUUCGUCCAGCUUUCAAUCAUAAGAAUGCAAAAUUACGAGAGGAGGCCCUGAUUCUGUUGACGACUACGUUGAACGAACAUGGAGCAGAUGAGAUGGCACUGUCGGGGGUAAUUCCGAGCAUCGUAAAGCUGUUGUCGGAUCCGUCGGAAAAGGUUCGGGAAACUGCUCUGAACACGCUGGCGGACAUCUAUCGACACGUAGGCGAGAGAUUACGCGUCGAUUUGCAAAGAAAACACAAUGUGCCGCAAGCCAAAAUGCUCCUGCUAAUAGAGAAGUUCGAUCAACUGAAGGCCGCCGGUGAUCUUUUACCCUUGGCAAUGUCGUCCGACGUUGGCAAAGAUACCGACGAACUUGAUCGAGCAGCGAUCAAAUCGGCUCCCGUUAAAAGGCUUAAUAUGCCUCCGAAAAGAGGUCAAUUUGGGCCUGCUAGAACACCAUCCUCUGCCUUAGCUCCUUCUGGUACUUCAUCCUAUACAGUCCCAAGGGCAGCGACCAUCAAAAGAACUCAAUCAGUAAGAUCGACAUCAGCGCAAGCCGGAGCCGUUGACGAAGAAUGCUUUAUUACUUCAUUCGAGGACGUACCUACCGUUAAUCUAUUCUCAGCGAAGGAUCUCGAAGAACAGAUGAAGAGUAUCAGGGAUACUGUGGGCGACGAUAAAAAGGAUUGGAAACAAAGAAUGGAUAGCAUGAGAAAGUUAAGAGCCAUUGUACUCGCAGGUGGCACUAAUUAUGAAAAUUUCCACGAGUGCCUAAAGAGCAUACAGCGACCGUUCGAACAGGCCUGCACCGACCUUAGGUCCCAAGUAGCGCGAGAAGCAUGUAUAACUCUCGCUUUUCUGAGUCAGAGCCUGAAGACCAAAUUCGCCAGUUUUGGCGAGGCGGUUUUGCUCACGUUAAUGAACCUCAUACAGAACAGUGCCAAGGUCAUAGCGACAGCCGGAGCGGUGGCAGUUCGGUUUAUCCUUCAAAAUACCCACUGUACUCGAUAUGUGCCUAUCAUUAUAUCAUGCGUGAGCAACAAGAGCAGAGAUAUUCGUAGGGCGUCUUGGGAAUAUUUGGCUUUAAUCCUGCAGACCUGGCCUACGCAGAUAUUGCAGAAGCAUAUAACAAUAUUGCCGGAUGCACUUAAAAAGGGCAUCGCGGAUUCUGACGCAGAAGCACGAGUCUUCGCCAGGAAAUCAUACUGGGCAUUUAAAAAUCACUUUCCAGAGCAGGCUGAGAUACUACUUAAUAACUUGGACGCGACGUAUAAACGCUCCUUGAUGUCUCUUAGCAAUAGUGGUAGUAGUAACAGCUUAAAUGUCAUGGCUAAUAUGAGAUCGUCGAGCGUUAGUCCACGUACAGCCAGACCCGUGAUGAGCGCGGCAGGUAGUACGGAAAAUUUGCAUCAGACCACGAGUCAACCGCACGGUCCGCUCAGACGUACUCCGUCCUUGCCUCGGUCUUAUCGUCAAUCUGGUAUCCCGAUACUACAAAGACCAACAGACAGUCAUUACCGAGGUACACCAGGAGUUAGAUCUACCAGCGCAAUUGAUUUGCAAGCUGCUCAAAGAGCGAAAGCGAGAUUGAUGUACGCGAAUAUGAGCAGACAAAAAGCAGCGGCACUUCCUCGUCCUACUAAAUCCCCGGAUCCCAAUGCGGUUGCUAGCCCAGAAAGAGUGGCAAGGACGAGGACAAGAGUGGCGGGAGUUUCGCAAUCUCAACCUAGUAGUAGAUCGGGUUCCCCGUCGUCUAGAUUAAGUUACGCCACGUACAAUCGUGAAAGUGAAUCACUAAUCGGCAGACCAAGGCGAUUAUCCGGACAUACUAUUGGCAGCACAAGUAACAGUCGUGAGCCGAGUCCGCAGAGAUUUGGGAGCAAACUAAGAGGGAGGAAUCUACACAUUUCGCCAACGGACAGUACUAGACCACCAGUGAUGGCGCAGAAGAUGUUGCAGAAAUCACGCGAAGCGGAGUCUGCGUUGGCGGAUGCUCUAACCUUCGACAGUAUCGAUAAUUACACCAGAAUACCGGGCAACAAAGGGGAUCAUAGUGACGACAGCGAAAACAGCAGUAUAUGCUCGGAAAGAAGUGUAGACGGUUUUAGACGAGCCAGUGAUGACAUCAAAGAGAUUAUUGAAAACUGUGCUCAUAAACAUUGGGGAGACAGAAAAGAAGGUUUAGUGGGCUUGCAACAUUAUUUGAGCAACGGAAAUACUUUGACAACAACAGAUUUGCGUAGAGUGACAGAUAUUUUUACGAAAAUGUUUAUGGAUUCUCACACCAAAGUGUUCAGUUUGUUCUUGGACACAUUGAACGAACUACUGAUUACUCACAACGAAGGUCUUGGCGAUUGGUUAUACGUUUUAUGUGCGAGGCUUCUCAAUAAGUUAGGCACCGAUCUAUUGGGAUCUAUACAAACAAAGAUACAUAAAACGCUUGAUGUUGUGAGAGAUUAUUUCCCGGGCCAACAGCUUCUACCAGCUGUGAUGAGGUAUCUGACAGAUCCAACACAAACACCAAAUUCUCGCGUGAAAGUAGCAGCAUUGACUUUUAUCACGCAGAUCGCUGAGACGGCAGAACCGUCCGCGCUAGGUAGUUCUGCAGCGACAGCACUUGCACGACUGCUCGACUGGUCGAAUGAUGGCAAAAGCCACGACGUGAGGAGACAUGCGCAAAACGCUGUGAUAUCACUUUACAAUCUUAAUCCGCCUCAAGUUACUAUGAUACUCUCCGAAUUACCAAAAUACUAUCAAGAAACAGCCUGGCCUUUAGUACAGAACCAUUUAAGGAAAUCUUCCACUUCUAGUACUCCAGCAUCACCUGGUACACCACCACCUAGAUCGCAAAAUUCGCCCGCUCGAACGAAAGCGAAAAACGAUGUUAAAGUGGACAAGACUGAAAUCGAUGGAGGAGACGAGAACUUGGAGGAAGUAUAUAAAUCUCUACGACGCACGACCGCCGAAAUCCAAAAUUACGGCUUCGAACGUUUAGAGAGAGCCACCACCAGCAAAGAUAGUGGUAUCAGCAAUAUGGCAGAUGUGGAGGAAAGAAUGGAAGGUUUGACGUUAUCCAAUUCAGGUCGAUCCUCGUCCGUUUCCUCACCGACGCAACGAGGACGAUCUGUUAGUAAUAUAACGGUGAAUGGAUCCGAUACAAUUGCCGGUGAUUUGAUUCUACCUCAAGAGAACAAUGGUUAUAAAACGCAUGGAUCAUCACCAGAUUCAACAAACAGGCCAGAAAUCGUAGACAAUAUGGUUAAAACUCUGCAAUCUAAAGUAGCGCAAACUACGGAAAAAGUAUCGGCGUUGCAAGAAUUUCAACUCUAUGUCCGCGAAGGCGAUUCGUCAUAUAUUAAACGAAAUUUCAAGAAAGUGCUCAAAGUUUUGUUAGACAGCUUAUCCAAUGACGGUAAAGUGAUACAAGUAGAAGUUCUACAAACGCUGAUCGAUAUGCUUAAGUGUUCCGAGUUGGUAGAAAGCUUUUCCUCUUACAAUGAGUUACUAAUAUUGAAAGUUAUCUACGCCUACAAGUCAGACGAUCAAAAGGUCGAUUCUUCCGGCGGUAGCGGUGGCAGAUCUCCAGUUCAUUGGAAUGCGGAAAAAUGCGCGGCGACGAUGGCCAUGGUUUUAAAACCGGAACAAAUUAUCCAUUUAGUCUCCACUAUAAUUGCUACAGAGACAUACCCAUUGAAUAUGGGCGCGAUAAAAAUGUUGCACAAGGUGGUAGAGCAUUGGGGUCGAGAAGCUAUUGAACCUCAUCUUGCCAAAGUAAUGCCUGGUCUUAUUAAGGCUUACGAUGACAAUGAGAGCGCGGUUCGUAAGAGCGCAGUCUUUUGCAUGGUGGCAAUCCACGUCGCGGUCGGCGAGGAAGCGUUGAAGCCGCACCUAAGUUGUCUGUACUCCAGUAAGCUCAAGCUACUGAACAUCUAUAUACAACGUGCGCAACAGCAAGCGAACAGUCAACCCGCGAGUCCGCGUAGUAACAGCAAGAAUUAACCAACAUCCAAUACCACGACUCUCAGGGUCGCGAUACUUAAAAGAUUCGCUCGCUUCGGUGCGCGGCAUGAGCAAGUGCUUGUUAGCUUUCUCAGUAAGUCCGAUCCAUCAUGAUGGUUGAUGACGACGGUUUUAAUAGUAUGACUCGAAAGUUUUGAUACGAUAGAGACUGAUGUGCGUAUGUGUGUGUGCGUCACUUCGCGAUGGAGUGCGAAUCGCUGUUCGAGACGACAAAGAUAUAUGCGGAAUCAACGCGACGAUAAUUGUUUUGAUGUUACGUUUAUUGAAUUAAUUGUUAAAAUAAUAAGGGCUUGUAUAGUUGGUUAAUUCUUAUUAAGAGAGUAAAGGGAAUUCGUAACAUACGGUUCGCAGAUUUUUUUCAUCUUUUAUGAGAGCAUAAAACAACUAUAUUGCUAUAAGAUUAAUUAUACGCCUUUAAGUGAGUAUCACGUAAUUUCGACUGAUACAUCUUUUAAGUACCGUUUCGUGAUACGCAAGGAGGUUUUUUUUUUCUGUGGAAAGGUUGGUGAAAUUAUUUAUGCAAUAUUAUAUAUUCCUUUACGAAAUGAACGGCUUCUUAAUUUGUUUAAUUUUGCUAAUCAUCUUUUUUAUUUUCUUACCACGAUCUUGUACAUAAUGCCAACUAUGCCGUGUUUUAUGGAUAGGAAGCCACAGUAUUUAGGAAGUCCAAUAUUUAUGUUGAUACGUACAUGAUCGAACUUUUAUUUUCAUUUUUGCAAACAGUUAAGAUUAUAAAAUAUUUUUUUUUUUCUCCCGAGACUUCAAACCUUCCAUCGCCAUAAGAAACUGAUAAUUCAACAAGAUGGAUGACAAACUGAGAGAACACAAUGCAACAUCACUGUCUACGAAUGAUUUAAAUGUCUCUCGUAAUGCGCAGCCGAAACUAAUCACGCAAAUUAAUCAGCAGAUGUUAAAAUAUGUAUAUUGUAUGCUUAUUUACAUUAGUACCGAAUUUACGUUUAGCGUCGAGCGUAAUUGCAUGUCCGGCGAUAUGUCGUGGAUGCACCUCACAGCAACGACACGUGAUACGGAAAAGUGAAAAGUGUAUAAUUUAUUCAACUGAAAUCUUCGUGCUAGUCAGAUUCCCAAGGACGCACAAUGACGUAAAAGACACAAACGGAAUAGUCGAGUCUUUUUUGAUGAACCAUGCAUAGACACAAAUAAAAUUAAACACAUUAAAUUAAAUAAUACAUACACGGAAGAAUACAUACACGUGAGAAAGAGAGAGAGAGAUUUUUAAUGUGAGAGAAUGAGAUUGCGUGGCUGAGAAAUUAGCGCGUGUUUAAGAAGCAAGCAUAAAUAAAGUAGCAGUGAUUAGUAAAUUGAUCUGCGCGGGACUAACAUUAACACUUAAACUGUUCAUCACGUUGCCAAUAAUUGAAUGAACGCUAAAUCAAACGCUAACGUAAUGAGUUUAGUAACAUUUUGUGCCAUUGUCGUUUCUGUUUACUGUAUAAGAAAAAAAAUUAUAUAUAUUCUACGUAUAAAUCAUCCCUUUUGUCCUUUUCUUACUACAUAUAUUUAGUCGAGAUACGAUAUAUAUAAGGAUAAUAAAUAUAAUUUUAUUAUGAAUUUGUCAAGGCGCAACAUUGAAGUAUUACGAGAUAUCGGAAAAAUCAUUUUUUUGGAAACGUUUUCGAUAUGGAUACGAAUAUACUGAACGUAAAACAAAUAGAGAAAAGUGAGUCACUUACGAUAGAAUAUAAAAAAUCUGAUAAUAUCUCGAUAAUUCAGCGUGAUGACGCGGUAAUUCACGUCUCGGACACAAUACGGCCAAAUAGUGCCAAAGAAAAUGCAAAAUAUUGAAUGAAUAUUAGAGUGAGGAGUAAUUUGAAAGGGAAAACACGAGACAGACGUGCUGUAUUUCUUUUACUUGGUGCCUUUGGCGUCGACGCGACGGAAUUUGAUUGAAGAUUGUCUUUCAGCAUCACCUAGAAACAAUUUUGCGGAUAACACGAUCGAGAUUAUAGAGGAGGAAAAUACACAAGGUCUUCGACUGUUGCCGACGUCGUAUAAAUGAACACUGCUUCGCGAUAAAGAAAAAAAAAGAAGAAAAAGGUCUUAUUGAUUAUUCUCGUAGCAUAGAGAAAUUUUAGAUGAACUCGAUAUUUUUUCCAUUCUGCGCUCCGAAUAGAAUCUCGGAAAGUACAUUUCACGAAUAAAUAUUUAUUUCACAUGCGAGGAAUAUUAAUUACUCUACGCUUGUGCGACACUUUAUUCAAGAUGCUGAAUUGUCAAAUUAUUGUCGAGAUAAAUAAAUGCUUUGUGGAUAGCCUCUCGUGGAAAAGACGAGACGGAUCUUCGUUGCGUAAUUAAAUAAUCGAUAUUUCGCGCGGCGAUAUUCUAAUUGAAAGAUUUAAUCGCGGAAGAUUCAAAUACGCCAUUAAGUAACCAUUUGCAAAAUCAAGUUGUAUCAAAAAGAGGGCUCAACGCUGUUCGAUAAAAUUCGCAAAGAUCCAUUUUAAAUAUACAUAUAUAUGCGACGUUUAUUUCAAAUAUGCAUCUUGCGAAUCUUGUCUUGCGUUGAAUUCGCAAUUUUCGUUACUCAAGCGCUUUGGCGAUCUAUUUGACUUCACGUCGAUUUAGGGCAUGGCCUGUGUGACACGUGGUUGUGUGUGUAUAUAUAUACAUAUACGAAAUAAUACUUAGAACGUGUAAUUAUAUUAUACGUAAUAUAAUAAUUGAUAUAUGGAUUAGGUAGCUCAUCGUCACUGCCUGCAGCGUUGGUCGUGCUGAGGAUAUGAGGCUCUCUGACACAGCCAGGCUCUGCGUGGUGAUAGUGUUUAUCGAUUCGCUUGUUCUGUUAAGUUUUAUGAGCGUUAUUAUUAUUAUUAAUAUUAUAUCGAUACUCGACUUGCGUUGUAACUGUAACUCGAUGCGUGUGUGAUAUAUAUGAGGAUUUGGCGGUGGGCGUUACGAACGAUCCUCUGCGAUAGUCUCUCCUUUCUUUUUCGAACGCGAAGCCGGAUCGUUCGGUCGCCCACGGAAAAGCUAUAAAAUGUAAGCCUCCUGCGUUAUCAUUUUAAUGUUUGUUAACAUCCGCUGUUAACUAUUUCGCGAGCAUAAUAAAUUUCGUCGUUAAGCGUUUCUGUCGUGCCCUCCCACGUGCACCGCUAUCACGUUUCUUCUUCUUUUUUUGCAGUUGCAAAUCGCAGUUUUUAUUCGUCCGCUUUGCGCGCAAUGCGAAAUGCCCAAAUCGGCGCGUUAAAUUGUCCUCCCGAUUAUUCGAUGGUUCGACUGUCGAAAAACAAAUUUCAUGUGUGUGCGCGAUGAUCGACUGACAGCGCGACUCGUGCGAUCCGCUAAACGAUACUUAUUUCUGAAAUUCGAGAAGUAAAAGCAAAGAUACUUGGAUACUUGGAUUUGAGAUUCAACAGUGUGGCAAAAAGCUCAACUUGAAAAAAGUUGAUUUCCUGAGAAAGUAUGAGUGAAUGGGCACCACAGUUAUUUAUGAAACAAAGAAUGUAUUGUAAUUAGUAAUUAUUGCGUCUAAUUAUUGCGUCUUUAUUGCUAUGAAAAUUUUACAUAUGUUCGAUUAUGUUUAAUAUAUAUCAUAUUAAAGGGGCGUGAGACACAUUUUCUUGCUGCGAACUCGAUAUAUGUAAAAAAAUCUGGAAAAGCUUAGUAAAAUUUUCAAAGAACGUUCCUUAUAAUAUGUUGCAUUAUAUUAUGAAUCAUGCAGUUCAAUUUUUAAUCAAGGAGAAAUAUUAUAUAUAUUUUA